This is a messenger RNA of Hordeum vulgare subsp. vulgare (domesticated barley), 802 nucleotides long. RefSeq names its product 3-isopropylmalate dehydrogenase 2, chloroplastic-like. The coding region runs from base 1 to 774 and encodes 257 amino acids. Lineage: Eukaryota; Viridiplantae; Streptophyta; Magnoliopsida; Poales; Poaceae. The transcript is spliced from 8 exons. Gene Ontology annotation, molecular function: magnesium ion binding; NAD binding; 3-isopropylmalate dehydrogenase activity. The record is from RefSeq and is a predicted model, not a curated record. Gene Ontology annotation, biological process: L-leucine biosynthetic process.
AUGGUCUUAGUAGAUGCAUCUACUUUGAAGAGAGAGGUAGCUGAAGGAGUUGACAUCAUGGUUGUUAGAAAGCUUACUGGAGGGAUCUACUUCGGCAAACCUAGGGGAUUUGGAACCAAUGACAAGGGAGAGGAAACUGGCUUCAACACUGAAAUAUAUUCAGUUGUUGAGGCAUCUAUGCUAUGGAGGAAACGCGUAACUGCAAUAGCUUCCGAAUUCCCUGACGUUGAGCUCUCACACAUGUAUGUUGAUAACGCUGCAAUGCAACUUGUUAGGAAUCCUAAACAGUUUUACACGAUUGUGACCAACAAUAUUUUUGGUGACAUAUUAUCGGACGAAGCAUCAAUUAUCACAGGAAGCAUUGGAAUGCUGCCAUCUGCCAGUGUUGGUGAAUUGGGACCGGGUCUUUUUGAACCCAUUCAUGGCUCUGCUCCUGACAUUGCUGGCCAGGACAAGGCAAACCCAUUAGCUACAAUUCUUAGUGCGGCGAUGCUACUGAAAUAUGGCCUUGGUGUAGAAAGUGCUGCAAUGAGAAUUGAAGUCGCAGUUGCGGAGACACUGGACAAUGGGUUCCGAACUGGGGACAUAUAUUCUCCUGGAACGCGGCAAUGGCAAGAGCAUAUUGUGCAGAGGAAGAGGAUGAGAAGAAACUUGUGGUUCUCAUCCAAUGUUUGUGGAACUCUUUUUAUGUGCGAUUGUGCAUUUGUUGGUUUUUUUUUCUGUGCACUUGCACUUGCAGAAGUAUUCUGUUGUGUACAUGUAAAAUUAUUUUGAUGUGCCCUUGUUAGGCGUUGAACCUUAA